AUGCCUGCUGAUUUUUCUCGGGAUGUGGAGCUCUCGAGUUUAACUGCCCUAUGUCCAUUGGAUGGUCGUUAUUGGGCUAAAGUCAAGGAAUUGUCUCCAUUUAUGAGUGAGUUUGGUCCGAUUAGGUUUCGAAUUUUAGUCAAGAAUGAUGGAUUUAGCUUGGAUGAUGCCUUGGAAGUUAAGAAUAUUGAGAGAGUGACUGACCAUGAUGUGAAAGCAGUGGAAUAUUUCUCGAAACAAAGAUGCCAUUCACAUCUAGAGAUAGCCAAGGUGCUUGAGUUUUUCCAUUUUGCCUGUACAUCUGAAGACAUCAACAAUCUGGCCCAUACAUUGAUGCUCAUAGAAGUCUCAGAUAAAGUCAUACUACCGGUUAUGGACAAGCUGAUCACAACAAUAUCUAACAUGGCCACUGCAAAUGCUCGCAUUCCAAUGCUUUCUCGAACUCAUGGACAGGAAAUGGCAAUAUUUGCAUACAGGUUAAGUCGAGAAAGGAAAAAUAUAUCUCAAAUUGAGAUUUUAGGGAAGUUUGCUGGCGCAGUUGGAAACUACAAUGCACAUCUAGCUGCUUAUCCUGACAUUAACUGGUUGCAAAUUGCAGAGGAGUUUGUGACAUCUCUUGGAAUAAGUUUCAAUCCCUAUGUGCCUCAGUUAUAUUUGAUUGAACCUCAUGAUUAUAUGGCCAAACUUUUCCAUUCCAUCAUCCCGUUCUACAGCAUUUUAGUGGACUUCGACAGAGACAUGGGGAUAUAUUUCUUUGGGUUACUUCAAGCAGGUGAGCGCAUUCAUUCAUUUGUGCUGUUAUUUUUUAAGGGCGUGAUACUUGACAUGCUAACUCUGAAGCAGAUAACUAAGGCUGGCAAGAUUGGAUCUUCGACAAUGCUUCACAAAGUUAAUCCAAUUGAUUUUGAAAAUAGUGAGGGCAAUCUUGGGAUGGCUAAUGGAGGCUUGUAUCAUUUGAGCACAAAAUUACCUAUUUCGCGAUGGCAGCUGGGAUAUGGUGUCCCAGAGCCUUAUGAGAAAUUGAAGGAACUAACAAGAGGAAGAGCUGUAACCAAAGAAAACAUAAUAGAAUUCAUUGAAGGGUUGGAAAUACCAUUUGUGGCAAAGAAAGGACUCUGUUUGAAAACCUAUAUGGCAUGCGUUAUGGAAAAAACUGGACCUUACAAUGGAAGAGUUUUUUCCUCCCAUGCCAAAAAGGUUCAGCAUUAA
This is a messenger RNA of Fraxinus pennsylvanica, 1209 nucleotides long. The record is from the annotation of a GenBank genome assembly. Lineage: Eukaryota; Viridiplantae; Streptophyta; Magnoliopsida; Lamiales; Oleaceae.